AUGACGUCGUUGGCCUUAUUUUGCCUUAUAGCGUUAAAAAUUGGAUGGCCUCAAAACUAUGUGGCUUUUGUAAAGAAAAAUGAAUUGGAUUCUCUGCAGUAUUUCGCGAAGUUCACACAUGAAACUAGUGAGCUGUCAUGCUUGUGGGCUGGAUUUCGAGCUUUGUAUUUUGCCCUAGUUGCUUUAACACUUGUAAAAAACAUUACCGAUUACCAAGUCGACGCGCAUCAUCGUCAACACAAUCGCUACAUUUAUCCGCCGGUUCCUCCAUAUCCACGUCUUGUCGCGAUACCUGAACCCGUAAUGGGUAACACGAACCCUGAUGAUCCUCCUCCGUACUCACAGACUCCGGAGAAACUGCAAAAGAAGAAACGCUUCCGCCUUGUUAUUCAGAAUGUGGUCGCAGCUCUUCGAGUUCUCCGAGCUCUACAUCAACUGAACGAACUGCCAAGCAAGAGCGGAAAGGCUCACGUGCGCAGAGCAGAACAAUAG
Angiostrongylus costaricensis is the source of this 492-nucleotide messenger RNA. The record is from the annotation of a GenBank genome assembly. NCBI's taxonomy places the organism in Eukaryota, Metazoa, Nematoda, Chromadorea, Rhabditida, Metastrongylidae.